CGUCGGGGCGUGGUGACGUCAGGCGCUGUGGCGGGAAGUUCGGAGCGCGGCGGGACGGCGGCGGCCGCCUCAGGCUGUAUGAAGCAUUUGUGAAAUAAGCUGUUGAAGGACCAUUCUGCCGAAGCAAUGGCUUCUCAAGAAUUUACUGUGUUAUACACUCACCAAAAAAUGAAAAAAUCAAAAACAUGGCAAGAUGGAAUUCUGAGGAUUAGACCUGGAGAAAAUAGGGCAAUCUUGCUUGAUGAUAAAGGACAAUAUUUGGAGAGUAUGUUUGUAAAAUCCCAGGUGAAUUCUGGAGAUAAUUUAGAAAGUGAACGAUAUCUGAUCAUGGUUGAAGAAGCAAAAAUGAAGGAAAAAUCUUGUGGAGAUCAACCAAGGAAAGCUGAAAUAGUAGAUUUGAAUAGACGUGGUUUAAAGCCUGCAGUUCUGCCUCCAAGACAUCUGUCUGUUGGCUUAAAGAGGAAGUUUACAGGUUUCCAAGGGCCACGUCAGGUUGAAAAGAAAGUAUCGACAGCAGAAGACGGAGAAAGAACGGCAGUAUCACCUAUAUCUGAGCAGAGUCAGGAUCCUUUUCCAUCCAGGUUUUAUAUUACCUCUCCCUUAUUUUCUACUAUUUACAAGAAGAAAGCAGAAACAAGCUUAUCUGCAGACUUGCAUGAAGAUGGAGGUACAGAUAAUAGAGAUCGUGUGACUCCCUCCUCAGUGGUUUCACUUCCAUUUCUUCAUACAUGUAAUGAAAUAGAGAAGAAAAAUUCUGAUCAGUCCAUGGUAAAGCCAGAGUCUCCUCUAAUUAGUGGGCACACCAAGUCUAGUAGUUGGACAACUGGUCAUGGGGCAGUGUCACAGAACAUCAGGAGCACAGCACAGAUCAUAGCCCUUUUGAAAUCUAAACCACAGGUCUGUGGAGAGCAAGUAACAUCUGAAGUCACAGAAUGUCAUAGAUUUCAAGCAGUGGAAAACAUAAAUAGUUUGUAUAACCUAAAAAGCACAAUCCUGCCUGCCUUUUCUGUCAACUCUGACAAAAAGAUUGCUCAAAAUAUUCAGCACUUGCCUUUUACAAAGGAAAUGGUAAAUGAUAAAAAGGAACGUUUGCUUAUUAAUUCAUCUGAACCUUGUGAUAAAGAAAUCACAGGGCAAAGACAUAACGAAAAGGCUAAUAGUUUAGGCCAAGACUUACAAGAUUCCUGCAGGACAAACAGUUCUGUACUAUCUGAAUCAACCAUAAACAGAGUGAGCGACAGCCUAUUUGUCUCUUCUUGUUCAGCAAGUCCAGUCACCUUUGAAAAACCUCUCUCCAGAUACAGAGAGCAUUUGGCAAUUAAUGGUCUUCAGGAUAAUUCAUCAAUCAAAUCUCAAAGUGACCUUCAGCUGAAACAAAACUCAGAAAGAAUGCCUAGUGACUUAGAGCUCUCUGAAUAUGUAACAGUGACUGAAAAUGGAAAUGCAAAGCAGGAAUUAAGUACAUGUGAUGGAGACUGUAGUCCAGAUAAACAGGUGAUGGAAGUUAAUUUUGACCUGCUGGGAGCUUUUGAUUUUCAUGAUAUGGACAAUGGAGAGCACUGUGAAAGAAAUAAGAAAGAGCUCACUGAAGAAGACAUGCUUUCAGAAAGUGCAGAUUGCUUAGAGGGAGAAGAUAGGGCACAAAAUACUGCACUGAGAUUUAAUUCUUGCUUUGAAGUGAUGACACACUGCAAAAAGGAAGAAAUCAAGUGUUCAACAUAUGAUGUAGAAAAAGAUGGCAAUCACUGCACUGUGCAAAUGCCAUUACAGUUCUGUAACAAUGUUACAGAUACAGAGAGAAUUAUGGAAGACUCUUCAAACCAGACCAAGAUUGAAGUGGAACUUUUGGAUGACAGAAACAACUUAAAAGAGAUUAAUGGAAGCCUAGGAAGUAUUGAAGCUGUGAACAAUAAAAAGGAUCUUGGUGGCUGUGCAGCACUUACCAUUAAUGGCACAUCAGGAAUAAAAAGCAAGCACUUUGAUCUUUUUCCUGGUGACACAAAUGUUAAAUGUCACCCUAAAACUGGAAUGUUUGAUAAAACUGAAAAUAUUUCACGUACUGCUUCCAGUAUAAUUUCUACAGCAGAGGAAAAGGCUGAAGAAGAUGUUAUACAGCUUGAAUGCACAAAAUCCCCAGAUCUUGAUUUAGAACAUUUCUGGGGAACUAAAAUUGAUCACAUCAAACCAGAUAGCCCUAUGCUGACUUUGUCACAAAACUCUGAAUCUUGCUGUGGCUCAUCCCAAUAUGUUACAGAAGAUCAUCAAAAUCUGUCUGGCAUUUUGAAUAAGGAAAGUACUCUUAUUUCCAGAAGUGCUAUCUGUCCUUUAGGGAAAGGUCGCUCAGCUUCAGAAGAAGCAGAAAUGGAUGAAACAGAGUUUGAAAAUCUGGAGAGCAUGAAUGUCCCUCUUGGAGCCUGCAAAGGUGAAAGAAUAGAAAUGGAUUGCCUGAAAUCCAUGGCAAAGGCUGAAAAUUCAUCAGAUCUUCCCGACUUGGUAAACAAUAUCACUCUUCUAAGAACUUUGUAUCAAUGUAGCACAGCACUAGACAGCUUACAAAUGAUGAAGGAAAAUAAUAGUGUGUUUCAUGAAGCAGAGACUUCUAAAGAGAUACUUGAACUACUUACCAAAGAUGAAGCUAUAAAACGGUUUACAGAAAUGCCUUACUCAGAAAGUAUACAGGCAUCUUCAUGCGUUGAUUCUUCUGGCAAUUUGCAGCCUAACUGUAAGGUUGAUUUAUUACAGAAAACUGAGCUGUGUGUUCCACUGAAAGCACUGGGCCAAAGAGACCCUAGGACACCUGACUGCCAGUGGAAGUCUCCAGAUUCAAGAAGUCUUCAUGAGGACUAUAUGAAUUUUAUCAGAGAGGAGAAUUUUCAAAAGAAGUUUAACAUUAAAGACUCAGUAGCAGGUCACUCCUCACCAGCACUGAAUGUGUGUUCUGAAGUUCCACAGUGGAUAGCGUCAAGCUCACCAUCACAUUCUGAUUUGGAAGAAACACAGUGGACCUCAUGGGAACCUGGCAAGAUUAUUUCAUCAGUGCAAUUGAACUCCUCAGUUUCUCCAGCUUCAGGAAAAAAAGGAAGCGUUCAAGACAUUCAGGAACCUCUGAUUUACAGGAACCUACCUAGUGAUUCAGAACUUCCAGAAGGCAUUUUCACAUGGGAACAAGACAGCUAUCCAGAGGAAUGCAACUCCACAGUUAAAACACAAAUUCCACCUGUCACUGUUGCUGCCACUGAGAAGAUUCCCAACAAUUUUUUCCUAACCGACAGUGAGGAGGUCCAGCAAUCUAAUGGCUUUUUAGUAGCCAGUUUGAGCAGCGAGCCAGCAGAGUUUUCCAUGAGUGCUUCUGGCCCUGAGGACAGGAAUUAUGAAACCUCCGUGUUUGAGGAGUGUACGGAAGACAGACAAAGAAAGUCUGUGCACCCAGUAUUCUCAAAUGUGACUUCCCAGUAUAGACAAAGCAAGUGGGUAAAAUAUCUAAACAGCGCUCAUAGUGACCUGAUAACUCAAAACAGCAACGAUAUGGACGCGACCAAUGACAUCUAUGCUGAGAAUGUCCUUGGAAUGCUGCCGGGUGACACAGGAGAGAGCCAGAGCAGCACUGUGAACAGCAACGCUCCCGGCUCUGUACCUCUGCUGACAGCAAAGAGCAUACUUGGUGAAUGCUGUGCAGAUAGCACCAACCAAGAUUUGAUUUCAGAAAGGAAUUUACUUUCUUGUCACUUAAAUCAGACUCCUUUAACUGAACCAGCACAAAAGGUGUUGAGUCAUCUAACCUGCUGCACUGUAACAGGAGAGGUCCAGGAUAUAACAGUUUCUGAGUUGUCUUUUCCUAAUGCAGAUAAAGUAAAACAUGCUAAUCUUCCUAAAAGAAAGAUUGCCAUACCAACUGAGUUUCAGUCUCACGUUCACUACAAACAGGUUUUUAAAGCUGCUUUGACAGAACAUUUAAACAUAAUGCUUUUUGAGCUGUCGCAGAGAUUUCACAACGCUCUUUCGAAAGUGGAUAUAUCAUUUUACACCUCAUUGAAAGAUGAGCAAAGCGAGAGCAAAGAAAGCUGCGUUCCACUCUGUGAUCACAUGCGUCCUGCUAAGGUUCUUGUGGUUAAAAAAGAAGGUCAAAACAAGGGCCGUCUGUUCUAUGCCUGUGAUGCCCCAAGAGCUGAGCGCUGUUCAUUUUUCAAAUGGAUGGAAGAAGUGAACCCUGCACAAAUAAAAUUCACACCGAGCGUAGUGCUUCAUGAUGUAAAAAGUAUUGGAGCGUACCUCCGAAAUCAAAAGAUUUUUGUCUUUGAUGGAUGCCAGCUUUUUGUGAGGAAAGGGUAUGAAAUUCGAACACGAUGGUGUAGUAAGCUCAAGAAACUUACAAACAUGCAUGCUGAUUCUGAUGGGGACUCCAAAAAUAAACUGUACCUCAAGCUAAGCAGUAAGGAGCAUUAUUCUCUCUAUAGCAAAGAUGAUAUUUGGGUUGUUUCGAAGACUCUGAAUUUUGAUCCCCUUGAUACUUUCAUUGCAAGUAGUGCUUUCUUUGGACCAACCCAUAACAAUGAAGUAGAACUCCUACCACUGAAAGGCUAUUACCCCUCAAACUGGCACUCACAUACAUCAGUUCACGCCUUGCUAGCUUGUAAUGCCAGUGGUGAGCUUAUAUCCUUAAGAAACAUGGAAGAAUACUUCAAUCCAUCUACAUUACCACUAAUACCAUAUCUACUAAAAAUGAAUCGUGAUUCUGAAAAGCCUUCUAGGAGAAUAAACAGAAGAAAAUUUAUUCCACCUGCCAUGAGCGUGGCACGCAAAAAGAUAUACGGCUCUGUCAGCUCUGAAGUGGCAAUGCAACUAGCUGAAAAGAUGAUCCUAACGUUCUCACUGAAUCCAGAUCAAGCUACAUCUCUGAUUCACAUAGCUCAGAUGAUGUCCUCACAUGAAAAUAUGAAAUCAGUGGAAGAACAUCAGAUUUUCCCUAUCACAAUCAUACAUGGUGUUUUUGGAGCUGGAAAGAGCUACUUGCUGUCUGUUGUGAUCUUGUUCCUAGUCCAGCUCUUUGAAAGCAGUGAAGCUAAUGAGGGUCCAGAGCUAGCUCCAUGGAAACUCCUGAUUGCUUCUUCCACUAAUGUUGCUGUUGACAGGAUACUGCUGUGUCUACUUGAUCUUGGAUUUGAGGAUUUCAUCAGAGUGGGAAGUAUUAGGAAAAUUGCCAAAGCAAUUCUUCCCCGUAGUUUACAUGCAGGCUCAGGAAAUGAAAAUGAACAGUUAAAAGAACUUCUUGCUCUCCUGAAAGAAGAUUUAGCUCCAGCUGAAAAAAUGUAUGUAAGGAAGAGUAUUGAGCGACAUAAACUGGGGACCAAUAAAAAUGCAUUGCAACAGGUAAAAGUGGUUGGAGUGACCUGUGCUGCCUGCCCAUUCCCUUGCUUGGAUACUCUUCAGUUUCCUGUAGUGGUGCUGGAUGAGUGCAGUCAGAUGACUGAACCUACUUCUCUCCUCCCUAUUGCAAGGUUUCAGUGUGAAAAGCUAGUCCUUGUUGGAGAUCCUAAGCAACUGCCACCAACUAUUCAAGGGUCUGAGAGCAUUCAUGAUAAAGGACUAGAACAGACUCUCUUUGAUCGGCUUUGCUUAAUGGGACAUAAAACAAUACUGCUACGGACACAAUAUCGAUGCCACCCUGCUAUUAGUGCCAUAGCCAAUGAGCUGUUCUACGAAGGAAACCUGAUAGAUGGCAUUUCUGAGAAGGAAAGAAGUCCUUUACUGGAUUGGCUUCCAACACUAUGUUUUUAUAGUGUUAGCGGGCUGGAGCAAAUUGAAAGCGACAACAGCUUUUAUAACACAGCAGAAGUUCAUUUUAUAGUCAAGCUUAUCCAGUCUCUGAUUGCAAGUGGAAUACACGGAUCUGCAGUGGGUGUGAUUACUUUUUACAAAUCACAGAUGUACAAGAUACAGAACUUGCUUAGGAGUGCACAUUCCGAGGCUUUUCCAGUGAAGGCUGUCCAGGUGUCCACUGUAGAUGCAUUCCAAGGAGCUGAGAAGGAGAUCGUUGUUCUGUCAUGUGUAAGAACAAGACAAACUGGAUUCACAGACUCAGAAAAGAGAAUGAAUGUUGCAUUGACAAGGGCAAAGAGGCAUCUCCUGAUUGUUGGGAAUCUGGCCUGCUUAAGUAAGAACAGACUCUAUGAAAGAGUAAUUAAUCACUGCAAAGGGCAAGAAAACGGAUUGCAACAUGUAAGCCAGUGUGAGCAGCAGCUGAACGACAUUCUGAAGCACUACUUGGAGGAAAAGAAGGAAGAGGAACAGAGUAAGAAAAAGGAAAAAUAAAACGUGUGCAUUUUAUUUUGACAAUAUAUGAAUGGUGUGUCUAUAAAAAUGACCUAAUGUCUAUAAAAGUGUGAAUGUAAUAUUUAAUGUUUAAUGUGGGGAAAUCUUAUUUGCAUCUGUUUAAUUCUUCUGUUUUGGCAGCCCCUUGUUUGAAUGACUAAAACUAAAGAAUAUAGGAACUGCAAGGCAUCUGAAAUCCCUUUCAUUCUAUUAUUAAUAUUAGUAUGAAUUAUUUAAUAACUAAGCCUAUGAAGUACCUAAUUGCAUUAUUAGUGUUUUGUUGUUAUUUAGGCUGCAUGCGUAUCAAACCUGUUGUAAAAACAAGUGUCACUUUGUGUAUUUACAAAUCAUUCAAAGCCAAGCGCAUGGCUCUAACGAUAAAAAGGCCCAAUGCAACAUCGUUUUGUCAAAGAAAAUGCCAUGCCCUCGGUUUAUUCAAUCCUCGCAAUUCAAC
Molecule: messenger RNA, 6763 nt
Organism: Lagopus leucura (white-tailed ptarmigan)
Lineage: Eukaryota; Metazoa; Chordata; Aves; Galliformes; Phasianidae
Gene: ZGRF1
Product: zinc finger GRF-type containing 1
Exons: 28
Coding region: 127-6309 (2060 amino acids)
Biological process (GO): double-strand break repair
Cellular component (GO): nucleus; site of double-strand break
Molecular function (GO): zinc ion binding; helicase activity
Source: RefSeq, a predicted model, not a curated record